UGUUUUUCACUAAGUUUCCCGAGAACCAAACAACCCCCUUCUCCCUUGCUUUUCCAUUUCUUCUUCCCCACCUUCACUCUCUCUUUUCCUUUGUUUCACGCCAACAAACAAACAAACAAAAAAAAAAAAAAAAAUGAUUCUCUCUCUCUUCCUUUACAGAUACUCAUCAAACUAGGUUAAUUCCUCCUUCUCCACCUCUACCUCCACAAACCCAUCUAUGGAUUUCAUCGAAUUAGAGGCCAUCGAAGGCCUCCGCUGGUCAUGGAACUCAUGGCCAGCAUCGAAAUCGGAAGCCACAGCUCUCCUAGUCCCUCUAAGCGUGAUGUGCACGCCAUUGAUGCAAUCCACAGAGCUCCCAAUCCUCUCUUACGACCCUCUCCUCUGCUCUCAAUGCGGCGCCGUGUUGAACCCAUACGCUCGCCUCGACUACACCUCUCGCAUUUGGUUCUGCCCCUUCUGCUACAAGAAAAACACGUUUCCGCGCUCUUACUCCGGCAUCGGAGAAACCAAUCUCCCCGCCGAGCUUUUCCCGACCUACAGUACCGUCGAGUACUCCUUCUUCAAUCCCAAGCUGAACGGCAUGUCGUCUCCGUCUUCGUCCAUGUCGCUGACGUCCAUGUCCAUGGCGUCGUCGUUUUCGUCCAUUUCGUCGCUGUCGGGUUUGGAUUCUUUGAGGAAAGUAGUGGGGCCGGCGUUUGUGUUCGUGGUGGACACGUGUACGGCGGAGGAGGAGCUCGGGGCGCUUAAGAAUGAGCUGUUGCUUGUUGUGGAGCAGUUGCCGGAGAACGCGCUUGUGGGGCUGGUUACUUUUGAUUCCAUGGUUCGUGUCCAUGAUCUUGGGUUUUCGGAGUGUUCGAGGGUUGUCUUGUUUCAUGGAGAGCGCGAGGUUUCUUCGGAGCAGACCCAACGGUUUCUGGGUCUUACUCGCACAAAGCAACAGUAUCUUGGAAAGACGCCAGUUAUCCAAAAGCAGGGGUUUUUGCUACCAGUAUCUGAAUGUGAGUUCAAUAUUACCACUGCAAUAGAAGAGAUCCAUUCUUCACCACAGGUCAUGCCAGGACAUCGCCCUUUAAGGUCCACAGGAACAGCAAUUUUAGCUGCACUUGGACUUUUAGAAGGAUGCUUAGUGAAUACAGGCUCUCGGAUCAUGGUCUUCACAUCUGGACCAGCAACUUUAGGCCCAGGAAUUGUCGUGGACUCAGACUUUAGGAGCACCAUCAGAACUCACCGAGAUCUUAUUAAUGGUCAUGCACCUUACUAUAGUAAAUCUAGCAGCUUCUACAAGCAAGUAUCACCGAGAUUAUGUGAUGCAUCUAUUAUUCUUGAUUUGUUUGCUUGUUCUCUUGAUCAAGUUGGAGCUGCAGAGCUAAAAGACCCUGUUGAGAGAUCAGGUGGAUUCAUGAUGCUAGUGGAGUCAUUCGAGUCAAGUCAAUUUAGAAAAUGCUUGAGGCAUAUUUUUAGUCGUGAUGAAGAGGGAAACUUGAAGAUGUACUUUGAUGCAACUAUUGAGAUAGUGACCACAAAAGAUUUAAAAAUAUGUGGAGCCCUUGGACCUUGUGUUUCCCUUCAUAAAAAGAACAAUUUAGUGAGUAACAAUGAGAUUGGGGAGGGUGGUACCUAUAUGUGGAAGUUGGGUACACUCACUAGCAAAACAUGCUUUUCUUUUUUCUUCCAAGUGAAUGAAGAGCAUAAGGUCCAGCCUGGAUCUGCAUUCUCCAUACAGUUCAUUACACGAUAUCGACAUGGGAACAUGGGAAUCCGAAAAAGAGUGACAACUGUUGCUAGAAGAUGGGUUGCAAACAACUCACCAGAAAUCGCUGCAGGGUUCGAUCAAGAAGCAGCAGCUUCAGUGAUGGCAAGACUUGCUAUUCAGCGAGCAGAGGAUUGUCAAGCUCGGGAUGUUAUCAGAUGGCUGGAUGACACGCUGAUCCGAUUUGCUUCUAAGUUUGGAGACUAUGUCCAAGAAGAUCCUUCUUCCUUCCGCCUUUCAUCCAACUUCUCACUUUAUCCACAGUUCAUGUACUACUUAAGGAGGUCACAGUUUAUCGAUGUAUUCAACAGUUCUCCUGAUGAAACUUCCUUCUUCCGGCUGAUGCUGAACCGUGAGGGGGUGGUGGGUUCACUUAUCAUGAUCCAACCUACACUUCUCCAAUAUUCCUUUGAUGGGCCCCCAAUUCCAGUUCUCCUAGAUGUCCGCUCCAUUUCUCCGGAUGUUAUUUUGCUGUUUGAUUCUUAUUUCCAUGUGGUUAUUCAUUGUGGGUCCAAAAUUGCUCAGUGGAGGAAACUUGGUUAUGACAAGGACCCAAACCAUGAGAAUCUAAGAAAGCUAUUAGAAGCUCCUGAGGUUGAUGCAGAGCAGCUCAUAGUUGAUCGAGUUCCGGUGCCCAAGAUUAUAAAAUGUGAUCAGCAUAGUAGUCAGGCAAGGUUUCUUCUUGCAAAGUUGAAUCCAUCUGUUACUCAGAAUUCAACAUACACAGAUGGAUCGGAUAUUAUUUUCACAGACGAUUUGAGCUUGCAAGUUUUUAUAGAUCACUUGCAAGCCCUAGCAGUGCAGGGCUGAUAAUAAGGAGCACUGUAUAGAGUUUUUGUCAAUCUAUAGUCACACGAAAGAAUUUACUGUAUAUAGCUUAAAGAGAAACAUUUUCUAGUUGUUUUUUUGUUUUUGUUUUUGUUUUUCUCCAAUCAUUUUGUAAUUAGAAUAGUUAUUUUGUUUCAAUAUUCUUUUAUAUUGAAUGAGUUCCUGUAGUUCUUAUAGGUGUUAAAAUUAAUGAAAUUGACUGCUUUUACAUGUUA
Molecule: messenger RNA, 2793 nt
Organism: Quercus lobata
Lineage: Eukaryota; Viridiplantae; Streptophyta; Magnoliopsida; Fagales; Fagaceae
Product: Sec23/Sec24 protein transport family protein
Exons: 2
Coding region: 218-2560 (780 amino acids)
Biological process (GO): endoplasmic reticulum to Golgi vesicle-mediated transport; COPII-coated vesicle cargo loading; COPII-coated vesicle budding
Cellular component (GO): endoplasmic reticulum exit site; COPII vesicle coat
Molecular function (GO): zinc ion binding; GTPase activator activity
Source: RefSeq, a predicted model, not a curated record